Cornus florida is the source of this 933-nucleotide messenger RNA. Its product is annotated as probable 3-beta-hydroxysteroid-Delta(8),Delta(7)-isomerase. The record is from RefSeq and is a predicted model, not a curated record. The transcript is spliced from 4 exons. Gene Ontology annotation, biological process: sterol biosynthetic process. Gene Ontology annotation, cellular component: membrane; endoplasmic reticulum. Gene Ontology annotation, molecular function: cholestenol delta-isomerase activity; steroid Delta-isomerase activity; C-8 sterol isomerase activity. Lineage: Eukaryota; Viridiplantae; Streptophyta; Magnoliopsida; Cornales; Cornaceae. The coding region runs from base 85 to 756 and encodes 223 amino acids.
UUUUUUGUCCUAUGCAUUUUCAGCCUACAUAUUUGAGAAGAGUUGCGGAUCUAAAGCCCUAACUCUGCAAUUGUGAUUGCGAAAAUGGAGGGAGCACAAAGUCAACCUCACCCUUACGUUCCGAGAGAUCUGAAUCUGCCCGAUUACGUGCCUGUUGUCCUUUCCCAGUCAACCAUUGUUGGAGUCUAUGGCCUCUCUUCACUGCUUAUUGUCUUCCUCGUCUGGCUACUUUCAGGUCGGUUAUCAAGAGCAAGAAAGCUUGAUAGAGUGCUCAUGUGCUGGUGGGUUUUCACAGGCCUGACCCAUAUGAUUCUUGAGGGUUACUUUGUUUUCUCUCCGGAAUUCUACAAGGAUAAGACUGCAUGUUACUUGGCAGAAGUUUGGAAAGAAUACAGCAAAGGUGAUUCGAGAUAUGCGGGUAGGGAUUCUGGAGUUGUUUCUGUUGAAGGAAUCACUGCUGUUUUAGAGGGUCCAGCCUGCCUUCUCGCAGUGUACGCUAUAGCCACAAGAAAGUCGUACAGCUAUGUACUUCAAUUGGCCAUCUCUUUGGGGCAACUUUAUGGAACCGCUGUAUAUUUUAUAACUUCUUACUUGGAAGGGGAUAAUUUUGCUACAAGCACGUAUUACUAUUAUGCAUACUACAUUGUAGCAAAUGCUUCUUGGGUUGUAAUACCCACACUUAUAAGCAUCAGGUGCUGGAAGAAGAUAUGUGCAGCAUUUCAGGUCCAAGACCAGAAAAAGGCCAAAAUUCGCUAAGAUAAAAUUUAGGCUGCAUUUUCUUAUUUUUUGUGUCUUGAUUUAUGAUUUUCAUUCGAUUUUUCCUGGAAUGCAUGAUCCAGUGACAAUAAUUUUACAUUUUGGAAAACAAUUUAUUUGACCAUUUCUUUACCUUAUAUUUUUUAAUAGAAGGAUGAUUAAUAUUAUUGAGUUUAA